UAAACCUUGAGAAGAGUCUCCUUCAAUCUGCUGUUAGUAACUAACACACACACACUCACACACCGAGACUCAAUUACUGCCCAAUUCCCUUCUUUAUCAUUCGUCCCCGACCUCUCUUUCAUAACCAAAACCGACCAAGGAAAAAAAGAGGCAAGAAGAAGACCGAGCCGAAGUGUUAGUUGAACUAAACCGCACGUUGGAAAUAAGUAAAGUGUCGAAACUAAAAAAAGGUGUUACAGCAGUUAUGUCAAAGAGCUGAAGACAUCUCUAACAAUAUGGAGUCUGGAGAGCGGCUGGCCUCCCCUGCGCCCACCCUGUCUGCUGCUCGCACCUCCUCCCCUGCGGCCUCUUCCUCCUCCUCCUCCUCCUCCUCGUCAUCAUCCCCUGCUCCCCACUCUAAGAGCAGCCUGGCCCCGAGCCCCUCGCCACUGGGAUCCACCCUCACCACCUCUGGCCGUAUGUUCGGAGUAGGAGAGCAGCCAUUCCUUGGCUCCACAUUGUCAAGUGCCUUCCCUCUGGUCAACCACCCAGCCUUCGGGGCCCUCUACAGUGCCGGAGCCGGCCGGCCUGAGUUCGGGGGCCUGGGGUCCCUGGGCAUGUCAGCUGCUCUGGCUGCCCACCCCCAGCUCGGAGCCCUCUCUGAUUGGUGGCGAGCUGCUGAAGCGCAUGGACGGGGAGCCGCUGCCUUUCUCCCCUCUUUCAUCGGCUUCCCUCCUUUCUACAGCCCUCACAUUCAGCCCAACCACAUCGUCAGUCCUGUUCAGAUCAGGAUGCCCACCAAGAAUAGCCACGCUCCCCCUAAAGGGGUGAAUGGAGCAGUGAAUGGCAGCGGGGUCUGUCCUCCCACAACACAAUCAGGGAGCUUUUCUGCGAGUCCAGCUCCUGUCCAGGCAUCUUCCAAGCCAACCAAAAAUUCAAACCCGUCUAACAGUCACCGUAGCAGCCCUCAGAGCAAACCUGCAGAGUUGGUGGAAAAGCCCAUCCAAAAAACUAAAGAGAAGAAGCCGCGCAAGAAACCCACAGACACUGGCGUGGCAAGCAACAGCGAGUCAGGCUCAUCCUCAGACAGCUCGAGUGACGGGUCCCUCAGCAGUGACCUCGAAGAUCUGGCAGAGGAUGAUGAAGAUGACGAUGAUGACGAUGACGAUGACGAAGAAGAGGAAAAACAGAGUGAAUUAUCAGACACUGAGAAGCGGACAAAGAAGAAAACAAAGGUUUUGAUACCAAGCACUGGAAAGACUGAACGGCUCCUCUCUAGGGAGCCCCACCCACCAAACCUCGUGUCCUUACCCUGCUCUGCCUCCCCCCCGGCCCUCUCCCAAACAUCGCCGCUGGCCCUCCACAGGUCCCGCACUGAGGGGCCACAGCAGCACUUCAGUGUGAUCCAGUCCACUGGCCUGACUGCCAGCUCUAAGCCCCUGGCUCUCCUCUCUCAUCCCCGUAGGGAGUCUUCUCCAUCUUCCUCCCCCAUAGCCCUCACCACGUCUCCCAAACCUCCCAAACUGCUGCCCUCCUCCUCCCCCCAGCACCUGCCCCUCUCCCUCUGCUCCUCCCCUAAGCCUCUCUCCGUCCCCUCUCCACCCCGCUCCACACUUCCCCUUUCUACCUCCCCAAAAUCUUUUGGUUUUGGUUCGACCUCAUGCGUAACAGGCUCUCGGAAGUCCUCGCUGAAGCCACCUCGAAGAUCUGCUUCUGGCUCUGCGAAAUCCAGCAAACAAAGGAAACAGCUAGAGACCUCCCUCACGCACAUCAAUGAGUUCAGGCUUAAACAGACUCUCAUGUCCCAAGGGCAGACGUUCCCAGCUGAGCGUAAGAAGCAGCAGCAGGGGCCAAACAAGUCUCCCAAGAGGACAUCUCUGUCUUCAUCGCCAUUGCCACUCGCUCCGCCUCCUCAGAACAAUCACUCCAACCUCUUCCUCUCCAGCGCCCUGCUGGGGCUCCCUGAACCCCACCACCCCAAUGGAGUCAUCCAAAGCAUCACUCAGGACACACCUUUGGCCCUCAUCACCAAACCUCGCAAAGAAUCUGCCUCUCAAGGCAAGUCCCCUCAGUGCGACUCCGAUCCUGGGUCGAUGCCUGUCAAUCUUAGCACAGGGGCGAGCAGGACCCACGGAGGGGCCCAGGCCGGACCCCUGACACAGGCCUUCACUACCUCACCCCAUGCCACAGGCCAUGGAUCCAGAAAGAACAAAACCUCCAGGGGCAAGGGACAGACCCCAUUGCUGGGACAGGGACAGGGACUGGGGCCCCCAGACCCACUAGCUGCCUGGAAGGGCUUCUCUCAGAACCAUCUGGUGCAGUCUCUGGUAGAUUUGUUUCGUGGAGGAGAGCCCGGGAUCGGAAUCCCCGGAGUGAGUAUCCCUGGAGUGGGAAUUCCUGGAAUGGGGAUCCCUGGGACUUGUAACCCCACAGCUGGUCUCCCGGCUAACAAGGAAUCUGACGACUCGGUAGAUGAUGAUGAUGACGACGAGGAUGAUGACCUUGAAGAGGAGGAUGACGAAGACUCGGAUGAUAGUCUCUCAGAAUCUGACAGCAACUCAGACAGCGACAUCUCUGGCAAGAAAGUGAAGGAGUUGAAGUUUCCAUCUGGAUCAUCUAAGAAGGAGAUGAGCGCUCGCAGGCUAACCAAAGGCACAGAACUACUGAACACCUCAACCAAUCACACUGCCACCAGCUGCUCCCCGCUCAACCUCCAGGUCAUCAAGUCUCCCUCCAUUGUCACCGGCAGCUCCAGUGCCUUGGCCUAUCACAGCUCUCCAGGCUCUUCCUCAUACAGCUUGGCCCCACCUCUAGGAUUAGGGAAGAGGAAGAGGGUGAUGGAUGAGAAGGAGUUGAUGAUACCUCUGGAGUUGGGGUGGCGAAGAGAAACGAGAAUCAAAUCAGUGACUGGGCGGCCGCAUGGUGAGGUGGCCUACUACGCACCGUGCGGCAAGAAAAUAAGGCAGUACCCAGAUGUGAUGAAGUAUCUAUCCAGAAAUGGAAUAAGUGGCAUCACGCGCGAUAAUUUUAGCUUCAGUGCAAAGAUAAGGGUUGGUGACUUCUAUGAAGCCAGAGAAGGACCCCAGGGUUUACAGUGGAGCCGUCUGAAUGAGGAGGAAGUCAUUCCUCACAUUUUGGCGAUGGAAGGUCGUAGAAGUCGCCCUUCUACAGAGCGCCAGCCAAGGGGCGAAGGUGGCAAAGGGUCCCGACGGAGGAAGGGGCGGCCCCCUAAUGUGGGCGAUCCCCUGGUCCCCGAGGGCCCCAGUCCCAGUGAGGUCAAACUCCUGCGCAAACUAGAGGCUCAAGAAAUAGCGCGACAGGCUGCCCAGAUGAAAAUGAUGAGAAAAAUGGAAAAGCAGGCAAUGGCGCGUGCAGCCAAAGAAGCUCGGAAACAACAAGCUAUCAUGGCAGCAGAGGAGAGAAGGAAGCAGAAAGAGCAGAUCAAGAUCCUCAAGCAGCAGGAAAAGAUCAAGCGCAUUCAGCAAAUUCGGAUGGAGAAGGAAAUCAGAGCGCAGCACAUUUUGGAGGUACAAAAUAAAGGAAGGAAGAACGUGCCACUGCUAAAAGUAAUGGAAGCUGAAAACCGCGUAUAAGAGGAAAGAGUGAGGAGACAGCAGUCGAGAUCCUCAACCCAGGAGAGGGAGAGGAGGAGGCAACAUGUAAUGCUGAUGAAGGCUGUUGAGGCUCGCAAGAAAGCAGAGGAGCGUGAGCGCAUGCGGCAGGAGAAAAGGGAUGAGAAGCGCUUGAACAAAGAGCGUAAACUGGAGCAACGGAGGCUGGAGCUGGAGAUAGCGAGAGAACUGAAGAAGCCAAAUGAAGAUAUGUGUCUGUCCGAUCAUAAGCCUCUCCCUGAGUUCUCCCGGAUUCCUGGACUCAUCCUGCCAGGACGUGCCGUGUCGGACUGCCUGAUGCUGAUGCAGUUCCUGCGGGGCUUCGGGAAGGUUUUGGGGCUUGAUUUGAAUUCCGACGUGCCGACCCUGGGCAUGCUACAGGAAGGCUUGCUCAAUGUGGGGGACAGCAUGGGCCAGGUUCAAGACCUUCUGGUCAAACUGCUCUCUCUGGCGGUCUGUGACCCUGGUUUGCCCCCGGGACAAAGGACAAAAACCAUGCUGGGGGACCACCUGACCAACGUUGGCAUCAACAGGGAUAAUGUGUCUGAGGUGCUGCAGAUGUACAUGGGGGCCCAUUGUCCCAACACAGAGCUGGCCCCUCUGGCCCUCAGCCUGAAGACCAAGGCCUUCCAGGCCCACAAGCCUUCCCAGAAGGCCUCAAUCCUGGGUUUCCUGGGCAACGAGCUGGCCUGCAGCAGAGCCGUCAUCAGUGAGAUUGAAAAGAACCUGGACCAGAUGGCAAACAUGAGGAAGGACAAGAUCAUUAUGGAGGGAAAACUAAAGAAGUUGAGGACCAUUUAUGCCAAACGGACUGGGAGGAGGGAGGCCAGUAUGGGCGUGGAGGAGAACCAGUCUAUUGGCACGCCAUCCUCUGCCACCAAACGCAAGAGGAAACUGGCGGGAGACAGUGAGGAUGAGGAUGACGAGGAUGAUGACAGUGAUGACCAGGCAGAGGAGGAUGAGGAUGAGGAGGAGGAAGAAUUGAAGAAGGUGAAAAAAGUGGAGACCUAUGAUGAGGAUGAAGUUGAGCAAGCCACCAGUCUGGACGAGCUGGAGAAGCAGAUAGAGAAAUUAGCCAAGCAACAUCAUCAGACCAGGAGAAAGCUGUUUGAAAUAUCACAUUCUCUUCGCUCCAUGAUGUACGGCCAGGACCGCUAUCGCCGCCGGUACUGGGUACUUCCCCACUGUGGGGGGGUCUUCAUUGAAGCUAUGGAGAGUGGAGAAGCUCCAGAGGAAAUGGAGGAGGAACGACAGAGGAGGAGGAGGAGAGCAGCAGAGGAGGUCAAGGUCAAAGAGGAACCUCAGGAGAUGGAAUUGCAGAAGGAGAAACCCACAGACCUCGAUGGGCAGAGCACUCGGACGCAAGGCUUGGAGUCAGAGAAGGAGGAGCUCUUCUACCAGCAGCCAGGCUGUGUAACCAAACUGUGCACAUUCCGGGACGUCAACAAGGACGUUGGCGAGGAAGCUGUGACGGCAGACGAGAAAGAGAGUCCCCAUGUGGGGCAAAACGGCUCUCCUGUUGCUACAAGCACAGCAACACCAUCCUCCCCCACUCACAAUACCUCUGAGCAGACAGUAGCAACACCCCACUCCAUGGUGACCACUAAUGACACUACCAACAUCCCUCCCCCAGCCUCACUGUCUGCCCCACGUGAAUCCCCAGAAACCACUCCUCCUACCUCGUCCCCCGCUCCACCUCCAUACAUCUCAUUCCAACCCAACGACCAGCUCCUCAGAGUCCUGACGGAGAGGAGCGGACACUGGUUCAGUUUGCUCCCUCGCAACCCCUGUGACCUCACCUCCGUCACCACGCCCCCUCCAGGAGCCCCCCGUGUGUCUCCCCAGGCGUCCUCCACCCCGGCCGGGCCCAGUUCCCCACCUAAGUCCCCCGCCCUGCCUCUCACCCCUUCCGCCGCCAGCCCACACCACCCUGCUGGCCUCCUCAACUACCCGCUGUCUGCCCUGCAGGUGAAGUCCAGUGCUUCAUUGCUAGGAGUUUCUUUCGGAAGCUGGCCCUGUAGCAUGAUAAGUCCCAGCCUGCCUCUGUGCAGCAGCCCCAUUCCCAUGCUGGGUCACUCUCUGGAGGGCAACACCACAGCCAGUGUCUCCAGCAAGAGCGAAUCACCUUUACCGUGCGUUGAGAAAACCUCAUCCAUGCCCUCCCCUGCCCUGGAGAUGCCCAAAUCCCUGGACCACUUCACACCUCGGCCAAUUCCAGAGGAGCUGCUGACAGGGUGGUGGCGGGUGUCUGACAUCUACCAGCUGAGGGCUUUAGUCGCAGCUCUCCACAGCCGAGGCAUGAGGGAGAAGGGCCUCCUGAGGCAAAUGCAGAAAUACACAGAGAUCGUCCCCCAGGCCUGCACCAAACACAGAGACGUGGCCAUGAUCGAGCUGCAUGAGCUGGAGGAGAGCCAGGUGAGCGUGGAGUCUGUGCGAGGCUGGUGUGUGGAGGAGCAGGCCAUGGAGAUGGACAUCGCCGUGCUGCAGCAGGUGGAGGAGCUGGAGAGGAAGGUCACCUCCGCCAGCCUGCAGGUCAAGGGCUGGACAUUUCCGGAGCCUCAAUCUGAGCGGGAGGACCUGGUGUAUUACGAGCACAAGCCCCUCACCAAGUCCACGGCAGCGUCAGCGCACACGGGAGACAAGGACUCCAAAGACCAUCCAGAGGAGCGGGGGGAGAAGGGCAGGGUGAUUCGUCACCUGGACAACCCGUUGGACAUAGCAGUGACCCGUCUGGCUGAUCUGGAGCGCAACGUCGAGAGAAGUGGUGAGGAGGAGGUGGCCCAUGGCAUGAAGGUCUGGAGGAAGGCUCUGACUGAAGUGCGCAGCGCUGCACAGCUGGCCAUGUGCAUCCAGCAGCUGCAGAAGUCCAUAGCCUGGGAGAGGUCCAUUAUGAAAGUGUACUGCCAGAUUUGCAGGAAGGGGGAUAACGAGGAUCUGCUCCUGCUGUGUGACGGCUGUGACAAAGGCUGCCACACUUACUGUCACAAACCUAAAAUCACCACCAUCCCAGAGGGAGACUGGUACUGCCCGUCCUGCAUAUCUAAGGCAAGUGGUCCAGUUCCCAAAAACAAAAAAACUCCAAGCAAAGCAGUAACAUCCAGCGGGGGAGGAGGUAAGAAAGGUGGAGAGGGGAAGAAGAACGGGAAGCAGGCGGGUAGCGGGGAGGCACCGGAGGAGGAUCCGGCCAGUGCCAGCAACACGCCCAAGAAGGGAGCAAAAGACACCAGCAGGAAGAGGAAAACAGAGGAGAGCUCACCUGCUCUGCCAGCAGCCAAUCAGGAAAGCCCUGUGUUUGUGAAGAGAGCCAAGACAGCCAGAGACAACAACAGGGACCUGGGUCUGUGCAGGGUGCUCCUUGCUGAGUUGGAACGGCAUCAGGAUGCAUGGCCUUUCCUCACACCCGUCAGCCAGAAAUCAGUCCCUGGCUAUAGGAAGGUCAUCAAGAAGCCCAUGGACUUCUCCACCAUACGUGAGAAGCUUGUGAACAGCCAGUAUCAAAACUUGGAGACUUUCAUCAUUGAUGUCAACUUGGUCUACGAUAACUGCGAAAAAUUCAAUGAAGACAAUUCCGAAAUUGGUCGAGCUGGUCACAACAUGAGGAAGUUCUUUGAGAAGCGAUGGACUGAGCUUCUGAAACAAACAAACUAAACAUCUGUUCAGAUCCCCCCCCCCCUCAUAAACCCAUUAAACUCUUCAUUUCGGAGCAGCAGGUUUUACUUUAUUUUCUGAUGAAGAAUGUGGCUUUGCAGGAUGGAAGAACAAGUCAGAUUCUUAAUAAGGAACCAUGGUGUGCUUAAGAGGGAUGACACCUUGAAAAAACUAAAUGUCAUGUUAUGAGGUGUGCUUGAUUUUAUUACAACAGGGCCCCAAAGAGUCCCAGAGAAACGGGGUGUUGUAGUGCAAUACCAUUCCCUGUCUCAGAACACUGCACUGAAUUAAUCCUCAACUGUCACUGAUAUGUCGGCGCUAGAAUACUUUCCACUACUUGUACAUAGUCUUUUGUUAUUUAAUCGUAUUAUAGUGAAUGUAUUUAAUUUUGUAAUAAUUAUUUAUGAAUCAAGGUCCACUUCAUUUUCUAUGAAAAGGAAGAAUCAGCUGAACUGCUUCGAAUUGAAAAAAGGAAUGUGUCUUUGUGUUUUUAAUUUUUCUCCCAAAUAUCAAACAAAGCCAAGAAAAAAAAACCUGUUUACACUGUUCAGUGCUUUGGAGCAACAGAGGACUGCAUUCAUUUGUUCAGACUGUACAACUGCAUUUAUUCAAAGGAACAGCAGAGGAACAGUUAGACAAAGGUGAUUCAUGUGUAUAUACUGUUUAUUAAUGUCAAUAUUAUGUCUUGUUUGGAACGAUGUGUAAAAAUUGUUUAAGAAUAUUAAGAUAUUGUUUAUGCCUUAGAAUGAUUGUAGCAUUCUAUUUUAGUGAACGUGAUGAAAACAUUAUCAUAAAUAUUGUUUGUACAGUAUAUACAUAUCCUCUGCAAACACUGUGGUAUCCUUAAUCUUGGUAGUGCCUACCCUUCCAACAGGGGCAUGUAGGGGAUGUUAUUGUUUUAGUUUUCAUUCUUAUGACAACGUUAUUUUUUAUUUGAUUUCAAUCCAACAAGGCCUCCAGAGUUGGACAGCGAUACAGAAAUCAUUCCUCUCCAUAGCAGAAAAAAAGGAAACACAAGCAUUCAGUUAUGCUUCCAUGAUGCAUUUCCUCGUAAUCUGCCACAAUACAGAGGACCUACGGCCAUUUGUAACCACUGUGUUGAACCUUGCUGUGUGUUGUGGCCUGAUGGAGGCAGCUAGAUUUUUUUGUACGCAAGUCAAGAGUACUUGAAGUUACUUUAUUUAAAUAUUGUGGAAUAAAAGUAUCAUUCUUUUGUAGGAGCUUUAUUUUUCACUAGUGUGUGGCACGGACCUAUUAAAAGGAUGUUUUUCAACGUA
Messenger RNA from Notothenia coriiceps (black rockcod), 8515 nucleotides. RefSeq names its product bromodomain adjacent to zinc finger domain, 2Ba (gene baz2ba). The transcript is spliced from 37 exons. Gene Ontology annotation, molecular function: protein binding; DNA binding. The record is from RefSeq and is a predicted model, not a curated record. NCBI's taxonomy places the organism in Eukaryota, Metazoa, Chordata, Actinopteri, Perciformes, Nototheniidae. Gene Ontology annotation, cellular component: chromatin.